AUGACAAACCAACCAGUUUCACGACAGCCUGCAACAACAAGCGAUCUUUAUCCCUAUAAAGAAAGUUGGCAAAACACUCUUUUCGGCUCAUUUAAACCUUGCCCGCGAUCGGCUUACGCAUGUUUCUGUGCUCUGUGCUAUGCGGCUCAAUUAACUGAUCGUGUCGGUGAUCAUACGCUGACAUGCUGCCUCAAUCCAUGUUCGUUAACAGCAGUGCGAACAAAAGUUCGAGCAACUUAUAAGAUUAAAGGAAGUUUAAUAGAAGAUUGUUGUGUAUCAGCAUGCUGUACGUGCCCUUGUUCUGCAAUGCAAAUCGAGCAUGAACUCAAUUAUCGUGGUGUUCCUGAAAAACGCAUAAAAUAG
This is a messenger RNA of Rotaria socialis, 363 nucleotides long. The record is from the annotation of a GenBank genome assembly. Lineage: Eukaryota; Metazoa; Rotifera; Eurotatoria; Philodinida; Philodinidae.